AUGCCAGAAGAGCCGCAGGAGAACAGGCGCAGGUCCUUCCUGCUGCCAUCGAUCCCGACCUUCAACCUCCGCAAAGACCGCCAAUACCAGAACAAGACCGGUCGUCCAAGAUGGGUGCUGCACAUGCAAGCCACCUUCUGGCGGGUGCUCAUGAGCCUGGGCAUGUUCUUCCAUAAGCUUGCCCCUCCGCGACCACCACAUCCCAACUUCUACCGCGUCAUCGAUACGCAUGUCUCUGGGAAACCUGGACAGAUCACGCUUUACUUUUACGUACCAUCCGAUUAUGAAACACGAAGUCGGACUAUGCGUCGGUGGGGCGGAUAUCCUGUGGUGAUCAACUUCCACGGAGGAGGUUUUACACUGGGGUCGCCUCACGAUGAUGCCAGAUGGUGUGGCACUGUGGUCGCAGAGAACAACGCUGUUGUAGUAUCGGUCGACUACAGAUUGGCUCCAGAAUACCCCUUCCCAACCGCUGUGGAAGAUGGCGUGGACGCUGUAAUUUGGAUUUGGAAGCAUGCCGAAGAGCUGGGUAUCGACCGAAACAAGAUUGCCAUUUCAGGAUUCUCAUCAGGAGGAAACAUGACCUUUUCGGUUCCGAUGCGCUUGUACGAUCAACAGACUGGUUUUGCUAGGGACGAUUCAGACUUGGAGUCGGGUAACGAAGCCGUAGAUCAUGGGGAUGUCACUGUGCAUGACCCACCUCCUGGAUCUUCUGCUUCGCAUUUGACGGCUGCGUCCACCGCUACGACUGCUGUGCCUCAAAGUCAAGAGAACGAUCAACUUAUAGACCCCAACGGUCCUCCGCCCCAAACACCGAGCAGUCGUGGGAAGGCCGCGGCCACAGCCAUUGAGCGGAGCGUUACCAUACCCCAAAUCCAGAUCAAAUGCCUGGUCUCCUGGUAUCCCUCGUUAGACUACACUCGAACCCGCGAAGAACGCCGCGCAACAUGCGUACGAGCCGACCAAGAACUUCCCGCCCUCUUCACCGACCUCUUCGACGACUCAUAUCUCCACCCACCCAAAGACGUCGCUCUAGACUCACCCUACCUUUCCCCGGGCGUCGCCCCCACCUCCCUCCUCCGCAACGCCAUCCCCGAAGAAAUCAUCAUGCACACCUGCGAAUGGGACAUGCUGCUCGACGAAGGCCGAGAGUUCUACGAGCGCCUGGCGUCCGAGGAGGUCGGCAAGCAUGUCAACUACACCAUGGUCGAAGGCGUGCCGCAUGGCUGGGACAAAGCGCCGAAUCCGUGGAAGCCCACACCGGGAGUCAGGGAGCAUUAUCUGAAGGCUUGCAAGGAGAUGAGGAGGAUUAUGGGCGAGAGGAGGAAUAGUGAGAUGCCGGAGGCGCAGCCCAGGAAGAGUAUUGUAAGAUGA
Molecule: messenger RNA, 1374 nt
Organism: Zasmidium cellare ATCC 36951
Lineage: Eukaryota; Fungi; Ascomycota; Dothideomycetes; Mycosphaerellales; Mycosphaerellaceae
Exons: 2
Coding region: 1-1374 (457 amino acids)
Molecular function (GO): hydrolase activity
Source: RefSeq, a predicted model, not a curated record